Molecule: messenger RNA, 2073 nt
Organism: Daucus carota subsp. sativus
Lineage: Eukaryota; Viridiplantae; Streptophyta; Magnoliopsida; Apiales; Apiaceae
Product: DELLA protein RGL1
Exons: 1
Coding region: 87-1769 (560 amino acids)
Biological process (GO): regulation of DNA-templated transcription
Cellular component (GO): nucleus
Molecular function (GO): DNA-binding transcription factor activity; sequence-specific DNA binding
Source: RefSeq, a predicted model, not a curated record
AACUUAUUAUUAUAAUCUGAAAGCUGUGGUCUCCAGAGACAGUCUCUGCAGUCAUUUAUCAAGAGAACAAAGAACCCUGCAUCCAAAUGUCCGAUGAUUUUGGGUUAUCAAGUCCUAAUCUUAUUCAAACUGAAUAUAGGCCACUUGAAGUGCUUGAAAAAGAAAUUUAUACUCAAGCAGAACAAGCAUCUAUAUCCAAAAUAAAUGUACCUGAAGAGCGGAAUCUAGUUUCCAUAGACCUUGGGCAUGAUAUAAACAAAGGAAAAGAAGCAGACAUGGGAUUUGGAGGUGCACAUCAUGAGCUCCCAUGCAGCCUCUCUCCAGAAAUAGACUUCCCACUAAAGAAUAAGCCUGAUUCAAAUUCUGCGUCAUUGUUUGAGCUCCUCGGCAGAUAUGAAAAAAGGGGUAAGAAUUUGGCAGAUGAACAUUGCAAUCCAAGCAGCGAGAUUACCACAAGUAGCCGGAAGCUGUCAACAGAAGAAAUCAUAAGGGUGGCUGCAGAAAGAUACAUCGAGUUCCCUGGCAAAGAUCUUGACUGUGUCACCACUUUUAUCCACCCAUAUGGUUCUGCCUUGUCAAGUCUGUCACUGGAAGAAACAAGAGGCGCAGACCUAGCACACCUUCUAUUAGCUGCAGCUGAUAAAAUUUGGGAUGGGAAAAUUGAUUCUGCAAGGAGAUUGCUUAUGCGGUGUGAGUGCAAGGCCUCUAAAUCAGGCAAUCCAGUUGAAAGACUAGCAUCAUAUUUUUCAGAAGCUCUGCAAGAAAGAAUCUUCAGAGAAACAGGAAGCAGAAGAAUUAAGAUGGUGAGUUACGAGGCUAGAACCCCCAAUAAUGGCCUCUCAACAGGUGUUGACAAGACAGUUUUGGCAACCCAUGAUGACAUUCCAUUUAGUAAGGUGAUGCAAUUUGCAACAACGCAAACAAUUUUAGAUCAUGUCGCAAUGGAAACCAAUAUACACAUCAUUGAUCUUCAUAUUAGGAGUGGAAUUCACUGGCCACCGAUGAUACAAGCCCUUUCAGAGCGGAAAGCUCAUCCAAUUCAGCACCUUAAGAUAACUGCUCUCGAUACAGAAGAUAAGCAAAAGGUUGAGGAUAUCUGCAAGAGGCUAGAAAGCUUUGCCAACCCACUGAACAUCGCUUUUUCAUUCAAUGUGGUGACUGUAGAUGACAUUCGUGACCUAAAGAAAGAACUAUUUGGUAUUCAAGCUGGUGAAGCGGUGGUUAUCUAUGCACCAACAAUACUAAGGACAAUGAUCCCAUGGCCUGAUAAACUGGAAACUCUAAUGAGGGUAAUUGGAGAUAUUCGUCCCCUACUUAUGAUCGUACAAGAAGUAGAUGCAAACGACAACUCACCUUCAUUUAUCAAUCGCUUUGUUGAGGCACUUUUCUUUUAUAGUACAUGGUUUGACUGCUUGGAAGAUUGCCUGGACCGCAGUAAUCAGUACAGGAUGACUCUUGAGAACAAUUAUUUUGGCAGAGGAAUUAUAAACUGUAUUUCAACUGAGGGAGAAGAAAGGAUCACAAGAAGUGUGAAGAUCGACGUGUGGAGAUCAUACUUUGCAAGGUUUCAAAUGGUGGAAGUUGAAGUCCCAAAAUCAUCUCUUCGUCAAGCAGAAAUGGUUCUUAAGAAGGAAUUUCCUUGUGCAAGGUUCUGCACUCUGAAUAAUGACGGCAAGUGUCUAAUAAUCAGAUGGAAAGGAACACCGAUGUUUUCACUUUCGACCUGGAAGUUUCAAGAAGCUCCAUUAUACGUUGAAUUGUUUGAUUAAGACAUACCAAUUGCUCUCCCCCGUUUCUCAGGGUAUGCUAUACACCUAUAUUCAUUUGUUUACUGUCUGCAUUUUCUUUUUCCUGUUAAAUUGAUUUCAUGUUUCUACCAUUAUGAGCCAUGCAGAGAAACACUAUAUUCUCUUUUAAGUUUUUACCUAGUUCACUGUCUGCCAAAUCCAAAAUUAUAGGGCACUCAGAAUUUGUGGUCAUAACACGAAUUGUUAUACAAGAUCUAAGCCCCUCAUACUUGAAUCAGCUGAUUAGGUUUCUCUCCGGCCACCGGAUCACAAAAGAAUCGAGUCA